CUCUCGUCGUCCUCGCCGCCAUCGCUAGCAAGAAACCAACCUGAUCAGGGGGAGGAUUUGGAGUAGGGAAGUGAGCAAUCGAUCCGCGGCCAUGGACCCGUGCCCGUUCGUGCGGGUGCUGGUCGGGAACCUCGCGCUCAGAAUGGCGGUGGCGCCACCGGCGGCCGGCGCCGGGGCGGGGGUCCACCCGUCGACGUCGCCGUGUUACUGCAAGAUCCGGCUGGGAAGGAUGCCGUGGCAGACGGCCGCGGCGCCGCUGGUGGUCGCGGACGGGGGCGAGCAGGCGCCGUCGUCGGGGACGCUGGCCGCGGCGUUCCAUCUGUCCAAGGCCGAGCUGGAGUGGUUCGGCCGGAAGCCGUCGCUGUUCUCGUCGUGCCGCGGACCGGCGGUGCUGAAGGUGGCGGUGUACGCCGGGCGGAAGGGGACGACGUGUGGGGUCAGCUCCGGGCGGCUGAUUGGGAAGGCUACUAUUCCGGUGGAUCUCAAGGGCGCCGAGGCGAAGCCCGCGGUGCUGCAUAGCGGCUGGAUCUGUAUCGGGAAGAGUGGCGGGAAGGGUGGGUUUGCAGCCGCGGAGCUCAGCCUCACCGUGCGUGCGGAGCCGGACCCGCGCUUCGUGUUUGAGUUCGACGGCGAGCCGGAGUGCAGCCCGCAGGUGCUGCAGGUGAGGGGCAGCAUGAAGCAGCCGAUGUUCACCUGCAAGUUCGGGUGCCGCAGCAACAGCGACCUGCGGAGAUCGAUGGUUCAGCCGGAGCGGGACGCGGCGGCCGGGAAGGAGCGGAAGGGGUGGUCGGUGACGGUGCACGACCUGUCGGGCUCACCCGUGGCGCUGGCCUCGAUGGUGACGCCGUUCGUGGCCUCGCCGGGGACGGACCGCGUGAGCCGCUCCAACCCGGGGGCGUGGCUCAUCCUCCGCCCCGCCGGCGACGGCUCGUGGGAGCCCUGGGGCCGCCUCGAGUGCUGGCGCGAGCGCGGCGGGGCCGGCGCCUCCGACAGCCUCGGCUACCGCUUCGACCUCCUCCUCCCCGGCGUCGACCACGCCGUCCCCUUGGCCGAGUCCUCCAUCGGCGCGUCCAAGGGCGGCAAGUUCGCCAUCGACCUCACCUCGAUGCAGCCCCAGAGCCGGGGCGGCACGCCGGGGUGCAGCCCGCGAGGCAGCGGCGACUUCAGCCAUUGGCCACUCGCUAGCUACAGCUACCGUGGCUUCGUGAUGUCGUCGUCGGUGCAAGGCGAGGGGCGGUGCAGCAAGCCCACCGUGGAGGUCGGCGUCCCGCACGUCGGGUGCGCCGAGGACGCGGCGGCGUUCGUUGCGCUGGCGGCGGCGGUCGACCUGAGCAUGGACGCGUGCAGGCUGUUCUCGCACAAGCUCAGGAAGGAGCUCUCCCACCUGCGCUCCGACGUGCUCCGGUGACCGGAACCCACCGCCUUCCACGGAUCACGAGCAAAUUGUACAUAAGUAGUUGAGACUCUUUUGACACGAGAUUGUUCGUUCGUUCGUUCGUUGGUGUAGUGGUAGUUCAGUUUUGGUGAUCAGUUGGUUGAGCUUAUUAGAUUAGAUCACUUUUUCUGUGAUUGCUAGUAGUAGUAGUGUGUGUGCAUCUGCGAGCGAGUGUUCUGUUUUUCUUGGGUUGGCCUCUUUGCUUCAAGCCAAUCUUGGUGCAUUCCUUUCCAAUGUCCAUAAUCGAGAGAAAUUUGUGAUC
Messenger RNA from Oryza brachyantha (malo sina), 1697 nucleotides. RefSeq lists its product as uncharacterized. NCBI's taxonomy places the organism in Eukaryota, Viridiplantae, Streptophyta, Magnoliopsida, Poales, Poaceae. The transcript has a single exon. The coding region runs from base 92 to 1408 and encodes 438 amino acids. The record is from RefSeq and is a predicted model, not a curated record.